This is a messenger RNA of Toxoplasma gondii ME49, 678 nucleotides long. RefSeq names its product Toxoplasma gondii family C protein. The coding region runs from base 1 to 678 and encodes 225 amino acids. The record is from RefSeq and is a predicted model, not a curated record. NCBI's taxonomy places the organism in Eukaryota, Apicomplexa, Conoidasida, Eucoccidiorida, Sarcocystidae. The transcript is spliced from 4 exons.
AUGAUGCAUUUGAUUCAGAAGAAAUGUCCGGGGUUCCCCCCCGGUUUCCAGCUCCCCUGUCGACUGAAGGCGAGACGUGGGCGGCUAUUCCGUCAUGAGUCGUGCACAAUGCUGUUCUCGGUUGCACUGUGCCUGACGGCUCUUGCGUCCUUCGUUCCUUUCGAGUGCUCUACACGUCGGAUGCGCACAGCAUGGGCGAACUCCGUUCUGGGUCUUGAGACGGAUCCUGAAAGGGGUGGUACGUACAGCGGUGCUACAGAACUAGACGGCGGUGCUACAGGAGUAAACGACACAUCUCUCGACAUGGUGCGUGAUACAAAUGCCGAAACACCAUUGGGAGAACGGAGCAAACGUCCAAGCGUCGCCGCGCGUCUUUCAAAGAUACAACUCUCCGGACAACGUCGUCGAAUAGUGGCUUCUGGAAUCCUUGCAAGCGUCGUGCUUGCUGUCCUCCUCGGCACCAUCUUUCUCAACUCGGGCAGAAAUUUGCGUAAAGCAACUACGCCAGCUUCAAGCGCGGCACUGCAGGUAAGCACCACCGGCUUGCAGAAGCGAGUCUGUUUUGCCGAUUCAGAAGGAGACAUGAUUGAAUCACUUUUCCGGAGGACCUCUUGUUCUUCUGUCCUUGGCGAUAUGAAGCGAGAGAGAUUUCGCCGGUUAGGGCUCGGCGAGAAUUGA